Messenger RNA from Brassica napus (rape), 4002 nucleotides. Its product is annotated as histone-lysine N-methyltransferase MEDEA-like. Gene Ontology annotation, molecular function: histone methyltransferase activity; protein binding. The transcript is spliced from 17 exons. The coding region runs from base 1820 to 3811 and encodes 663 amino acids. Gene Ontology annotation, biological process: chromatin remodeling. The record is from RefSeq and is a predicted model, not a curated record. NCBI's taxonomy places the organism in Eukaryota, Viridiplantae, Streptophyta, Magnoliopsida, Brassicales, Brassicaceae.
AAGGUUUCUAAGUUAUAUUAAGUAUUAAAUAGUAUUUAGAAUAAUUCAUCCUUGAAGUGAAUAAUGUUAGAUUAUUUUAUUUUAACAAAUAGCAAAAAUUGUAAAAAAUUAUAAAUCAUUGCGAAACCGUAUUAAUCAUAUGUAAAAGUAUUAAAAUAUUUAUGAAGAUUUAUAAAUCAGUUAUAAAGUAAUGUAUUAAAAUUUAUAAAUGAGUUUUAAAGACUUAUAAAUCAAUCUAAAACAAUGUAUAAAUGAUAAUAAAGAUUUUAAAACAUGACGUUUAGUGAUAAAACUCCUUAACUAUUUUGAAUCGUAAAAAAACCUCUCAACUAAAUUUUCAACAUUAUAAACCCUCAACUUAUAAACCGUUAACAUAUGUCACCUUCUGUCACGAUUUUUUAGACGGAGGGUAACAUAUAUUCACAUAAUUAAAGUUGAAGGUUUAUUUCACAUGAUUUUUAGUUGAAUUUUUUUUUACGAUUCAUCUUUACUUAAGGAGUUUUAUUACUAAAACCGGACAUUAAUUCUUAUAUUCCGGUUUAUAUAGUACAAUGAUGUCAUAGAAAAGUGGAAGGGUGAUUCUUUAUUCCUUAGUUUUUUAAACACUUGAAAUAAACUGUUUAUUAUCAAUUUUACAUUCAUUUGGAAACAUAUUGAAAUUAGUGAAUAGUGAGUGUUAUGAUAUUAACGAGAAUAUGCCUCGUUACUGAUUAAUGGGUAACUACGGAUCGAUAGCCUGCAAUAUUGUUGUAUAUAUAAGUUGUUUAAUCGGGAAACGUAGGUAGUGGAGUUAGCAAAAUUGCGUUUCGUGCAUGCAUUUUUCAUAAAAUACAAAUACAUAACGAAUCAGUACGUAGAUUCAUGCAUGAAAACAAUAUUUAUAAACAACGAUAUAUUCAUAAUUUCUUUUCUUUUUUAUUGGUUCAAGAGAUUUGGACUUUAAAUGAUACAGACACUUCGAAUAUUACGAUCCACACUGUACCACACCACCACAGUUAACAGUAAUAUUAUAUAUAUAUAUAUAUAUCAUAUAUCUAUAUAUUUUUAUAAUUGUUAGAACUGCACCGUAGUUGAACCGCUUAUUCCACACCGCUCAGUACGAUCUGCAGUCACCGUUCCAAACCAAAAGGCGAAACCAUACUCAGUAAAAUAUAAUGUUUGACAGGCUAAUAAUAAUUUACGUAGUCAAGUGUUUGAUCCUAUCACAUACAAUGUUUUUAAUUUGAGAGUCAAUUCAACAACCGUACAUAUAUUAAAGGGGUCCGAAUGUUAACAUGCUGGAUAACUACAGAAUAAAUGCAGUGUGAUUCAAAUAAUAACAAAAAUAUAUAGAUAUAUAAAUAUAUGUAAAGUUUUUUAUUAUUAUUCAUGACGGUGUGAUGCGGGACGGUUGGUUACCGUUCGAAGCGUAAGUAUUAUAUGUCUAAAUAUUUUUUUUUAAUAUUUUAAUAUUUCCUUCCUUUUUAUUAAUUGACUUCUAUAUAUCCAUAUAAUAUUCCUGUUAAUUUUUUUUCUUUUUGACUCUUCUUACUAUUUAAAUGAGAUGUGAUACCUUCCAACAACAUAUCACAAAAACAAUUGAAAACAAGAGGCGAGGGGAUAUUAAUGGAGAGGGUAAAUUUACUAGUUACAUGUUCUUUCUUUUCAUUAUCUAACUUUUUGACGUGGAGUCGAAGAUCAUUUGAUACGUCCAUCUAAAUAAGAUUUUAUGUUAUUUUUUUCUUCUGAUAGAUUUUAUGUUGUUCGUCUCAUGAUCCACUAAAUUUCUGAGAAGCCAGCACCAAAAGAAUGUUGUGGAUUUUACUUGGUCUGUGUGUUAAUGCUUUUUCGCGGUUUUGUUCAGGAAAAUCAUGAAGGUGAGAAUUUGCCUCCGGAACUGAAUCAAAUCAAGGAACAAAUCGAAAGAGAAAGGUUUCUGCACAUUCAGAAAUCAUUUGCGGAUAGACCAAGUGUGGUUACUCAUGCUGCAUAUCAUCAUUCUCUUGCCUCAACCCGGGGUGCUGGAGUAAAUAAUGAUGGAGGGGACAACAAUAUGCUUUCUUUGAGAAUAAAAACACCACUUCAUAUUUUCAAAUAUAAUCCUCCGGAAGAAUUUACAUCUCCACUUCCCAAGAAACAAGUUAUCAAGCUUCCAAUUGUUAAACAGCUACCACGAGCCAUUACCUGGGUCUUCACGGAUAGUAAUAAGCUAAUGGCUGAAAGUGAUUCUGUGAUCGGUAAGAAACAAAUAAUUUAUGUCAAAGGCCAGGCAGAGGAAUUGAGCAGCAACGACGAAGAAGAUGAAGAAGAAACCGAGAAAGAAAAACUGGAAUUUUCCAAAGAUGCAGAUCAGUUUAUAUGGGAGGUUGGGCAAAAACAUAAUUUAGAUGACCUGGUGGUGCAAAGUGCUCUCUCCAAGUUCUUUGAAUUAGAUGUUUCAGAUAUCUUGGAGAGAUACAAUGAUCUCAAGAAGCUUAAGAUCAAUGAAGGAGAUACUGGUGAAGUUUCUGAUGUACGCAUAUUUACUUCUUCUCCGGAGACUACUGAAAGGCGUUUUUGCCGUCGUUGCUUGAGAUUCGAUUGUCGUGUGCAUGAAGAAGAUCAGCCUGAGAUUUACAAUAAAGAAAACCAAUCUAAUUUGUUUGAGAAGGAGGAUGUUAGAAAACAAUGCAGUAACCAUUGCUACCUUAAGCUAAAGGGUGUCACAGAAGCUGAUCAUAUGGUGGAUAAUGAUAACUAUGUAUCAAACAAGAAAGGGAAGAAUGUGGUCUCAGAGAUGUCUCAAGCAUACAAUGAGUGGACGUCUGUAGAGAUGGAUCUUUACCUCAAAGGAGCUAAACUCUUUGGUAAAAACAGUUGUCUUAUUACAAGAAACGCACUUCCCGGACUUAAGACGUGUUUAGAGGUUUACAAUUACAUGCAUGAGCAAGAUCAAUAUAAAAUGUUACUAGAACAUGAAGAAACUUCAGAAACAGACAAUCAGGUUAAUAAAGAGACAUCGCGAAAAAAACGUAGGCUGGUCCGGAAAAAAGUCAAACUCCAAAAGCAUAUUUAUCCGGCUGCUAUAAAAAAUACAAUGAACGAAAUAGAGAAGUCAUAUAAGCAGUACACACCAUGCACUUGCGAGCCGGUAUGUGGAGAUCAAUGCCUUUGUUUCCGUAAUGGAAAUUGCUGUGAGAUAUAUUGCGGGUGUCCAAAGACAUGCAACAAUCGCUUUGGAGGAUGUAACUGUACAAAGGGUCAAUGUAUAAACCUAAAAUGUCCUUGCUUUUCCAAUUUUCGUGAAUGCAAUCCAGAUCAAUGUCGGAGUUGUUCGCUUAGUUGUGGAGAUGGCCAUGGCUCUCUUGGUGAGACAUCCAAGACAAGCGAAUGCAAGAACAUGCAACUCCUCCUUAAGAAACAUAAAAAGAUUCUCCUUGGAAUGUCUAAUGUUCAUGGAUGGGGUGCAUUUACACGGCACUCCCUUAAACAAAAUGAGUUUCUCGGAGAAUAUACUGGAGAAUUGGUCUCCGUCGAUGAAGCAGAGGAACGUGAGAGAGCAGAUCACAAGCUUGGUUAUUCCUACCUCUUUAACUUGAAUGAUAAGUUCGUCAUUGAUUCUCGCCGACAAGGAAACAAGUUUAGAUUUCUCAAUCACUCAUCAAAUCCGAACUGCUGCGCCCAGGUGAUGAUUGUUAAAGGAGAUCAGAGGAUUGGAUUAUUUGCGGGUAAAGCUAUCAGAGAAGGUGAGGAGCUGUUCUUCGAAUAUAAACCAGGAGAAGCGGAUAGGUCUCCUAGCAUAUCUAGCGACAGUGGUAGCUCGAAGCCAGAGAACAGCAGUUCAUCUACUUAGACUUGAAUCUGAGGAAGAUUGACACAAAGCAGUCGGUUUUGGAUUCUAAUGCUAUUUUGCGUAACUAAAGUUCAGAGUCGUUUUGGUUUGAGAAAGGACAAAUUUUGAAGUAUUAUGUUUUAUUGUUUUAAGGUUUUGUCUGUCUCAUGUCUUUAACUCUUGAAGUUGCCAAAUGUCGAUGUUGCUCUUCC